This is a messenger RNA of Podarcis raffonei (Aeolian wall lizard), 1139 nucleotides long. RefSeq names its product potassium two pore domain channel subfamily K member 18 (gene KCNK18). Gene Ontology annotation, biological process: stabilization of membrane potential; potassium ion transmembrane transport. NCBI's taxonomy places the organism in Eukaryota, Metazoa, Chordata, Lepidosauria, Squamata, Lacertidae. The record is from RefSeq and is a predicted model, not a curated record. Gene Ontology annotation, molecular function: potassium ion leak channel activity. Bases 87 to 1139 code for a protein of 350 amino acids. The transcript has 3 exons. Gene Ontology annotation, cellular component: membrane.
AGUCCUGCAACCAAGUGUUUUGGACAGUCUUCCCUCAUGUCUGCUUCAUUUGUUCCUUAGUGAUCUACGCAUUGCUGGGUGCUCUCAUGUUUUCUCAUGUUGAAGGCAACAGAGAAAGCAAUGAAACAGAAGCAUAUCAGACUUUCAUGCGACAGCUUUGGAAUCUGUCAAAGAAUUCAUCAGGAAAUGAGAUCUCCUUUGAUGAGUUCAAGGAAGAAGCACGUAAGUUGAUUGAAACAAUUGAAUGGGAAUGGUUUGGCGACCCUAAAAAGAAAUGGUCCUUUCUGGGCUCUCUCUUUUUCUGCUGCACUGUGUUCACAACAGUGGGUUAUGGUCAUACCUACCCUGUGACAAGACCUGGGAAAUACUUGUGUAUGCUGUAUGCAUUAUUUGGCAUCCCUCUAAUGUUCUUAGUUCUCACUGAUAUGGGAGACAUCCUCUCAUCUAUAUUAUCCACAUCUUACAAUAAAGGGAGACAACUACAGUCAAAAAUAUUAGCCAGGCUUUCUCUUGCAUCCUGCUGGAAGAAGAAGAGAGACUCAAAAUCUGGAUCCUUAGCCCUCAGGCAAACCAAAGUAGUCCUUCAUGAACCUUUAAACAUCAAAGAAGUGCUAAGACAUCAUUCUUCACUGAAAAUAAAGCCUUGCCAAAGUCGAAAUGUCGAAAUAUUUGAACAACUUAUUGCCAGGGAGAACCAGUUCCUUGCACCACCGAGACCUGGCAAGUUUGAACGAUGGAGUUCAUGCCCUGAACUGGAUUCAGGGGCAAUGAUGAACCACAUGAUUGACAAUAUUGACAAUAUAGGGAAAAGAGUAGAAAAGUUGGAUGUGCCAUUUUGGUUGAUGAUGCUCAUUGUCUUUGUAUACAUUUCCUGUGCUGCCGCCAUCCUUCCGCGCUGGGAAAGCCGUUUGAAUUUCGAGGGCGCUUUCUAUUUCUGCUUCAUCACCUUAACAACAAUUGGCUUUGGUGACGUUGCCCUGGAACACCCCAACUUCUUUUUGUUUUUGUCAUUUUAUAUUGUAGUCGGCAUGGAAAUUGUCAUCAUCGCUUUCAAGCUGGGACAAGACAGGCUCAUUUCUCUGUACAAAAAGUUGAUCUGCUGCAUCGGACGGAAAAAUGCCCCACAAAAAAUGGUAUGA